This is a messenger RNA of Dentiscutata erythropus, 999 nucleotides long. NCBI's taxonomy places the organism in Eukaryota, Fungi, Glomeromycota, Glomeromycetes, Diversisporales, Gigasporaceae. The record is from the annotation of a GenBank genome assembly.
AUGAUAUCACCAUCAUUAUUUACAAUUCGUCCAAAUUUCGUUUUUGAUAAAGCUAUAAAUUGGUUUCCAGGCCAUAUGGCUAAAGGAUUAAGAGUAAUUUCUGAAAGAUUAUCAGGUGUAGAUGUAGUUGUUGAAUUAAAAGAUCGAAUUAUAGUUUAUAAUAAAGCAGAUUUGGCUGAUGAAAGUGCACAAGCGGCAAUAACAAAUGCAUUUAGAGAAUAUUGUAAACAGCGCGUAAUUUUUACAGAUGCCAAUACGGAUAAGAAUGUAAAGAUGAUAAUCAACUUUGCAGCAAAUAAAGCAGUAAAAGAACCAGAAAAAUAUCCAUAUGUCACUGUUAUGGUGGUUGGGAUGCCAAACGUUGGAAAAUCAUCUUUAAUUAAUUCUAUGAGAAGACUUGGUAUACAUAAAGGAAAUGCAGCAAAGACUGGUGCUUUACCGGGUGUGACAAGAUCCGUUUCCGCUACGUCAAUUAAAGUAUUGGAAGACCCAACAGUUUAUUUGAUCGAUACCCCCGGUGUUAUGAUACCUCAUAUUACUGAUCCUGUAGCUUCCCUAAAAGUCGCAUUGACAGGUGGCAUCAGAGACCAUUUAUCAGAUGAAGAAGUUAUGGCGGACUAUUUACUUUGGAGAUUAAAUAAUUUUGGAAACUUUAGGUAUUUACACUCGAUUGAAGCUCUACUUCCGAAAAUUUCGAAACGUAUUGGCGCAUUACAAAAAUAUGGUGAAUAUGAUUUAAAUAAAUCUGCAAUGUUUUUCAUUAAACAAUAUAGAAAUGGCAAGUAUGGUAGGUAUACGUUAGAUGACGUAUCGCCUGAAGGUUUAAAAACCUAUUUUACGGGAGGUGGUGAUUCAGACAAAGAUGUAAUCAUGAGUAAGAAUCAAAAGAAAAAGUUGGAAUGGGAAAAGAUCACGGAGAAAAGAUUGAAUAGGUGGAAGAAACAGGGUUAUUUAACUGGAAAAGGUAAACAGGGCGUUCAAGGUUUUAAAAAAGGUUAG